Microthlaspi erraticum is the source of this 1227-nucleotide messenger RNA. NCBI's taxonomy places the organism in Eukaryota, Viridiplantae, Streptophyta, Magnoliopsida, Brassicales, Brassicaceae. The record is from the annotation of a GenBank genome assembly.
AUGCUUCCUAUGGCUGUUCUUGUUUAUGUUUCUUUACUGUUCUCUGUUUCUUACUCAACGUUUGUCAUCACAAAUAACUGUCCGUUUACUAUUUGGCCCGGCACUCUUUCAGGCUCUGGCACCCAGCCACUACCCACCACAGGGUUCAGGCUUGAUGUGGGACAGUCUGCUAGGAUUCCCUCGGUUCUAGGCUGGUCAGGUCGCAUAUGGGCUAGAACCGGCUGCAACUUUGAUGCUAACGGUGCUGGAAAAUGUAUGACUGGAGAUUGUGGCGGGAAGCUGGAGUGCAACGGUAAUGGUGCUGCUCCUCCGACAUCACUUUUCGAGAUCACGCUUGGUCAUGGCUCUGAUGACAAAGAUUUCUACGAUGUCAGUCUCGUCGAUGGGUAUAACCUUCCCAUAGUUGCUCUCCCAACAGGUGGUGGACUGGUGGGAGCUUGUAAUGCUACAGGAUGUGUUGCUGAUAUCAACAUUAGCUGUCCAAAGGAGCUUCAAGUGAUGGGAGAGGAAGAGGAAGAGAGAGGAGGAGUUGUUGCUUGCAAGAGCGCUUGUGAGGCCUUUGGAUUGGACCAGUAUUGUUGCAGCGGUCAGUUUGCUAACCCAAACACAUGUCGACCGUCUUCAUACUCUACCAUCUUCAAGAGAGCUUGUCCUAGAGCUUACAGCUACGCCUUUGAUGAUGGAACCAGUACUUUUACUUGCAAGGCUUCUGAAUAUGCCAUUAUCUUCUGCCCUGGCAGGGUAAAAAGACCGAGCAACCAAAACUUGGAUCCUCCGAGCCCGCCCCAGAAUCCAUACGGGCAACCUAUGGCUCCCCCGACUCAGAAUCCAUACGAGCAACCUAUGGCUCCCCCAACCCAGAAUCCAUAUGGUCAACCUAUGGCUCCCCCAACCCAGAAUCCGUUAGAGCAACCUAUGGCUCCACCAACUCAGAAUCAGUAUGGUCAACCUAUGGCUCCUCUGACUCAGAACCCGCCUGGAUCAAAUCAGAAUCAGAACGGGGGAUCAGUGACUCCUCCACCUGAGAAUCAGGAUGGGAAUGGGCAGUUCAUGUCUCCUCCCACUGUGAAUCAAGAUCCAAACGACCAGUUUAUGAAUCCCCCAAUUGAGGAUGUAAUGGGGAGGGUUGCAGAGACUCGAUCUUCGUCCCACAUUCUUCGACCUUACCCUGUUUUGUUGAUUCUUGGCCUCAGUCUAACUGCUUUGAGGCAAUCAGGCGCGACAUGA